This is a messenger RNA of Pogoniulus pusillus (Red-fronted tinkerbird), 6443 nucleotides long. RefSeq names its product C3 and PZP like alpha-2-macroglobulin domain containing 8 (gene CPAMD8). The transcript has 43 exons. Gene Ontology annotation, cellular component: extracellular region. Lineage: Eukaryota; Metazoa; Chordata; Aves; Piciformes; Lybiidae. Gene Ontology annotation, molecular function: endopeptidase inhibitor activity; protein binding. The record is from RefSeq and is a predicted model, not a curated record. The coding region runs from base 99 to 5648 and encodes 1849 amino acids.
GCCGAGCCCGGCGGCGGGGGAAGCUCGGGCUGCGCUCGCCGGGAACAAAAGGCUGCUCCUGCCCGAGGAGAGCACCGUGGCCUGGGGCUUUCAGCACCAUGUCCCGCAAGGAGUCUGGCUGCGCCUGGGGUGUCCUGCUGACCCUCUGCAGCCUGAGCGCAGCCCAGCCCCGGGACCGGCAGGGCUAUCUGAUUGCAGCACCUUCUGUUUUCCGAUCUGGAGUGGAGGAAGCCAUAAGUGUCACCAUCUUUAACUCUGCCAAGGAGACAACAGUCCAGAUUCAGUUGGUGGUCAAAGGAGAAACAGUGUCACAAGGCCAUGGAACAGUUCUGGAUAAAGGAACGAUUAAACUGAAGGUGCCUUCAGGACUCCGUGGCCAGGCACAUUUAAAAGUCUGGGGCAACAGGCACCUGGCAGAGGCAGGCUACAUCUUCCACAACUAUACCACAGUCACCAUCGACAGCAAAGGGUCCUCAGUGUUCAUCCAGACUGACAAACCCAUCUACAAACCCAAGCAGAAAGUGUUGAUAAACCUCUUUAUGGUGACUUCUGACUUGAGACCAGUCAAUGACAGGAUCGAGGCCUAUGUGGUGGACCCUCGGGGCUCUCGUAUGAUGGAGUGGAACAAUUUGAAGCCCUUUUGCUGUGGCGUGGUGAAUCUGACUUUCCCCCUGUCUGACCAGCCGGUGUUUGGGCAGUGGCUGCUCUUUGCUGAGAUGCAGGGGCACACCUACAACAAGUCCUUUGAGGUUCAGAAGUACGUAUUGCCCAAGUUUGAGCUGAUGAUUGAUCCCCCUCGCUACAUUCGUGACCUGGCACUGUGUGAGAAAGGAACUGUGCAUGCCAGAUACACGUUUGGAAAACCAGUGACAGGGAAGUUAAUAGUCAAUAUGACUAUAAAUGGUGUAGGGUACUACAGGCAUGAAGUGGGACACCCUGUCCUCAAGACCACACAGAUUGAUGGCUCUGCUGUCUUCGAUGUGUGUGUCAGAGACAUGAUGCCAGCCGACGUCCCGGAGCACUUCCGAGGCACCAUCAGCAUCUGGGCCACUGUCAUCAGCUCUGAUGGGAGCAAGCAGCUCACCUUUGAUGACUCAACACCUGUGCAGAAGCAGCUCAUUGACAUCAAGUAUUCCAAGGACACCAGGAAACAGUUCAAACCUGGACUGCCUUACAAAGGAAAGGUGGAAGUGACUUACCCCGACGGGAGUCCAGCCGACGGCGUCACUGUCCGAGUGAAAGCUGAGCUCACGCCGAAGGACAACGUCUACACAAGUGAACUGGUGUCAAGAAAUGGCCUGGUGGAGUUUGAAAUCCCCUCCAUCCCUACAGCUGCCCAAUACGUCUGGCUGGAGACCAAAGUGACGGCGAUCGACGGGAAACCAGCUGGAGAUCAGUAUCUGCCCAACUACUUGUCCAUCAGCAGCUGGUACUCACCCAGCAAGUGCCACAUCCAGCUCCAGGCACCAGAUAAACCUUUCCAGGUAGGAGAGGAGGCUUGGAUCGCAGUGAAGUCCACCUGUCCCUGCAACUUCACUCUGCAUUACGAGGUGGCAUCGCGAGGCAACAUUGUCCUCUCCGGACUGCAGCCCAGCAACGUCACCCAGCAGAGGAGCAAAAGGGCCACCAUGCCCCUGGAGAAGAGUGCUGAUGUCACACACCUCCCGGCAACAGCACCUACCAGCGCCCCCGCAGCGGAGGUCGAGGUCUGCAGGACAUUCCUCCGCUUCUCGGUGGUUCACAGCAUGGCUCCCCUGGGUCGUCUUCUGGUCUAUUACGUCAGGGAGAACGGGGAAGGGGUCACGGACAGCCUGCAGUUCACCGUGGAGCCCUCCUUCGAGAACCCGGUCGCAGUAGCUCUCUCCGCAGACGAGACCAGACCUGGCGACGUUGUGAACAUCAAGGUCCGAGCCGCAAGGUCCAGCUGCGUCUGCGUAGCCACCGUGGACAAGAGUGUCCACCUGCUGAAGCCAGGCUUCCAGCUGGCAGCCCGCCAGGUCUUCCAGGAGCUCGCCGAGUACGACGUGUCCGACGUCUUCGGAGCUCCGAAGGAGGAAGGGCACUUCUGGUGGCCGGGCAUGUCCUCGCGCCGGCGCCGCAGGUCUUCUGUCUUCCCCUGGCACUGGGACAUCACCAAGGACGCUCGCUUCGCCUUCACAGAAACUGGUCUGGUUGUGAUGACUGAUCUGGUCAGCCUGAACCACAGGCAGAACGGGGGCAUGUACACAGAUGAGGCUGUCCCAGCUUUUCAGCCACAUACUGGCACACUGGUGGCUACAGUGCACUCCAAAAUAGCACCAAGAGCAGAGAAGAGAAAAAGAACCUUCUUCCCUGAAACAUGGAUUUGGCACUGCCUCAAUGUCAGUAACGUAACAGGAGAAGCACAGCUGCGUGUGGAGGUGCCAGACUCCAUCACUACCUGGAUUACUGAAGCUGUGGGGCUGUCUGAAGAGAAGGGUCUGGGCAUUGCCAGGCAGACAGAACUGAAGACAUUUAAACCUUUCUUCAUUGAUUUCACCUUGCCAUACCAUGUCAUCCGGGGAGAGCAGACCAAAAUCCCACUGACUGUCUACAAUUACUUAGCUGUCUGUGUGGAGGUCCACGUGAAGAUUUCUGUUCCAAAAGGCAUUAAGUUCGUGGGGCACCCUGGGAAGCACCAUCUGACCAGAAAGAAGUGCGUGGCCCCCGGGGAAGCUAAACCCACCUCUGUCGUUCUGUCCUUCAGUGAGCUUGGACUGAGCAACAUCACUGCAAAAGCUUUUGCUUAUGGUGGGACCAGCUGCUGCCAGGAUGGGAUGCAGACCUUGAGGAAUGGCAAGCACUCAGAGGACAGUGGCCUGGACAAACGGAGCCCAGUGGGAGCAGACUAUGUUCGCAGUAGUGUCAUCAUUGAGCCAGAGGGACUGUCCAGAGAGUACACCUACAGUGUGUUCUUCUGCCCCAAUGAGAAAAUACACAUCUCUACCCCCAACAAGUACGAGUACCAGUACGUGCAGAAGCCAGCCCAGAUGGCACACUUUGACAUUGCUGUGAAAGCACACAACGACGCUCACCUGGCCCUGUCCUCUGGGCCACACGACAUGGCAGAGAUGACAGAGAUCGUUAUUGGUGGGCAGCAGAACACCAAAACCUGGAUUUCUGUCAGCAAGAUGGGCGAGCCGGUGGCCAGCAGGGCCACAGCUGGCAUCCUCUCCUGGGAUGAAUUCCGCAGCUUCUGGAUCAGCUGGAAAGAUGGGAUUAUCCAGGUUGGCCAUGGUACUCGGGUGCUAAAUGAGUCUGUUAUUGUGGAGUGGAGAGCCCCCAGGCAGCUCGAGGUGAAGUACAUUGGCUUUUCCACAGGCUGGGGGUCAAUGGGAGAGUUUAAAAUUUGGAGAAAAGAAGAGGCUGAUGAAAAUCACAAUGAAGCAUUUACUCUUGGAGUUCCCCACAACAUAAUUCCAGGAUCAGAAAGAGCUACAGCUUCAAUAAUAGGAGAUGUGAUGGGCCCUACGCUGAACAACCUGGACAGUCUGCUGCGACUGCCUUUUGGGUGUGGGGAGCAGAACAUGAUCCACUUUGCUCCCAACGUCUUCGUCCUGAAAUACCUGCAGAAAACCAAACAACUCACUCAUGAGGUGGAGACUGAAGCUACUGAUUACCUUGUUCAAGGCUACCAGCGGCAGCUGACCUACAGGAGGCAGGAUGGGUCCUACAGUGCUUUUGGAGAGAGGGACUCCUCGGGCAGCAUGUGGCUAACAGCUUUUGUCCUCAAGUCCUUUGCCCAGUCUCGAGGGUUUAUUUUCAUCGAUCCAAAAGAACUGACAGCUGCCAAGGACUGGAUCAUCCAGCACCAGAAAGAAGAUGGCUCUUUCCCUGCUAUGGGCAGGAUACUAAACAAGGACAUUCAGGGCGGAAUCCAUGGUAAGAUCUCCCUGACAGCUUAUGUGGUCGCAUCUCUCCUGGAGACAGGCAUCACCUCUGAGGAAGAAAGAGCAGCUGUUGACAAAGCAAAACACUUCUUGGAGUCCAACUUGUACUCAGCAGCAGACCCCUACACCACUGCCCUGAGCGCCUACGCCCUGACGCUGCUGCGCAGCCCCUCGGCAGCCCUGGCGCUGCGGAAGAUGAACAGCUUGGCCAUCACCCAAGACGGGUCCACGCACUGGAGCUUGACAGGAACUCUGGUUACUGACGAAGAUACCUUCAUGGGAUUCAGUGAUGGUCUCUCUCAGUCAGUUGUUUCUGCAGAAGUGGAAAUGACAUCUUAUGCCCUUUUGACGUACACGCUCCUGGGGGACGUGGCCUCUGCACUGCCGGUGGUGAAGUGGCUCUCACAGCAAAGGAAUGCACUUGGGGGCUUCUCCUCCACUCAGGACACGUGUGUAGCCCUGCAGGCUCUAGCAGAAUAUGCCAUCCUUUCUUACGUUGGAGGAGUCAACCUGACCAUUUCUUUGGCUUCUACUAAUCUGGACUACCAGGAGACCUUUGAGCUUAACAAGAUGAAUAAGAAAGUCCUGCAGACAGCAGCGAUCCCCAGUAUCCCAACGGGGCUGUUUGUGAGUGCCAAAGGUGAAGGCUGCUGUCUGAUGCAGAUUGAUGUCACUUACAAUGUACCUGAUCCUAUUGCCAAACCAGCUUUCCAGCUCCUGGUUAACCUGAAGGAGCCAAAGUCAGAGCAGCAUCUUCAAGCUCCAAAUCCCCUGCGGUCUGUCUCUCCAGAUGAGAAUCGCUCUGAAGCCUUGCAGAGAGAGAGGGCACUGGUGGAUGAUGAUGACCCAGCCUCAGACCAGGACCAUCGGGAGUACAAAGUCAUACUGGAGACAUGCACCAGGUGGCUGCACUCUGGAUCCUCUAACAUGGCUGUCCUGGAGGUGCCUCUGUUCUCGGGGUUUCGUGCAGACACUGAGAGCCUAGAGCAGUUGUUGAUGAACAAGCAGAUUGGAUUGAAAAGAUAUGAAGUGGAUGGAAGAAAAGUCCUGUUUUAUUUUGAUGAGAUCCCCAGCCAGUGCAUGACCUGUGUGAAGUUCCAGGCUUUCAGAGAGCACAUAGUUGGGAAAACAGCUCCUGUUCCUAUCAAAGUCUAUGACUACUAUGAGCCAGCUUUCGAAGCCACUCGCUUCUACAACGUGAGUGAGAACAGUCCCUUGGCUCGGGAGCUCUGCGAUGGGCCAACCUGCAACGAGGUGGAGAGCUCAGCUAGCCAGUGGGUUGGCUUUGUCCACUCUGGGCCAUGCAAUAACGUUUUUGGCUGCUUGGAGGAUGAGUAUUUUGAGCAGUGCCUGUGUUCACGAGACUGUGGCUAUGAUGGGGAGCCUGUCUGUGGAUCAGAUGGACAGAUCUACCCUAACCACUGCCAGAUGGAAGUAGCAUCGUGCAGGAAUAACACCAGGAUAGAGCAGAUGCCCAUGUCCCAGUGUUCUGCCUCUAAGAAUGCACCAGAAGAAAGGGAGACACAAUCUCACACUGCUGAGCAACCCAGUGCUCAAAAGACUGCAGCAGCAGAGGAAGGGCCUCCCCUCCAGCCAGACCUCUCCUACUACUCCUAUGAGUACGACCCAGACCCCUACGCAUCGGAAGCUGAGGCUUUUGAGGUGGUGGCAGAGCUGACAACAGCAAGAGCCAUGACAGAAGUGGACAAGACUCAGGAAGUAGUGACCACAGUGGAAUGAAAGAUGUAAUUUAAGCAAAGAGAAUCAACUCCUCCCUGAGUUUGUUCCUACAGACGACCUGCUGCAGACCUGAACCUGACCGAUGACUACUUGCUGGUGCCUUCCGAGCUGUAGGCUUAGCUGCCCCGCGGGGGGAUCCCGAGGGCUGAGGGGGACACUCAGCCUUGGUUUUCUGUCCAUUUUCCUGCCUUUUGUGCAUCCUCUUUGGAGUAUUUCCAAGGAUGGGAGAUUAACAUGCUGUGCCCUCUAGGUGAAAAAAGUAGGGGCUGGAAUACCAACCUAUAGACCAUUUCCAAGUGUUUCCUCUGCUAUCAGGAUACUGCAAAUGCCAUUUCCUAGCUACACUUAGAAGCUAAGUCCAGGCCUUGUGCUUAGCUGAACUGCUGUUUGAGGAAAGAUGGCUGAGAAGUUUUCUCUCAAGUUUCUAAUAAUAAAAAAUCAGUGUGUUUUGCUAAUUAUGACACAGAAAGAGGUUAAUCAUCUUCCCCGGCCCGAAGGUCUCCUGUACCCACAACAAUGUCCCACUAGGAGCAGCUCCCCACAGGCUCAGUGUUCAGGGGAGCUGUUGGGAGGUUCAUUUUACAGGAGAAAACUGACAUCCCCUGUCAGGCUAAAAGGCUGCUGGCUUCAGGUGGGGUUUGCCAGCUCCAGCAGUGAUGAGGAUGAGGUGGGGCAGCCCUCUUCAUGUUGCACUAUGCUCUGAUAAUGGCUGCUUGCAGCCUGCUCAGCCCUUUCCUCCCUGUAACCCUGGCAUGGAAAUAAAGCUGACCCAAGGCAGAGUCCUGUUAAAUGCUU